AAGCCCCGUGGGUUUAAACAGACAAGUGACACCUCUCGAGAAAGUUGGAAAAAUGUGUAGAACUUCCCUGGGCUGUGCAUUAAAAUCCUAUCACAGGGUGAAACUGUCUGGAGUGUUAGAUUUGGGAUUUUAGUUGUGUGACAAAAAAAAACGAAACUUUUUUUGUCGUGAUCUUUGUCCUUUAAAAAAAAAAGAAAGAAAAGAGGAUUUACAUUUUUGAUGAGUAUUGUUGAUCACAGAACUUUGUGGGGCAAAACGUGUGGGUUAUUUUGGUCCGGCUCAGUUUUAUGUUGCUUUGAAACUAAUUGCUGCAGCGCAGUCUGGCCUUCCAGUACGGAUAGAGAGCAUUAAGAGUGAAUUGCCUCUUCCUCGGUUUAUGGCACUCAAAAAUGACAUUGAAAUGAGAUAUGGAAAUGCAGCAGAAAUACUUGGAGUUAAAUUUCAGAUUCCACGUCCAAUCUUGGAAAAAAAUUCCUUCAGAAGAUCAGAUGAAGGAGAUAAAAAGAAUUCCACUUCGUUGUUUCUGAAGCAGGAAACCAAGUCUCCUCCCAUGUCACCGAUGUGUUCACCUCCUGCUUCUCCAUCUAAUUACCAGAGAAUAUCCUUGAGUUAUGGCUAUGGCAAGUCAAGGAGUAAGCUUGAACAGCCACAUGGAGUUUCUUAUGAAGCUAGACAUUCUACACACCAACAGGAUGGACCAGCAACAGGAAAUUAUGGAUCCAAAUCUGCACUUGUACAUUCCUCUCUUAGUCGGUUUCUUUCAGUAGAAAGUGAGCCACAGGACAGCAGUAAUUACCCAGAUGACCCCUGGAGGAUAACUGAGGAACAGCGAGAAUAUUACAUCAACCAGUUCAAAUCCCUACAGCCUGAUCUGAACUCUCUCAUUUCAGGUUCUGUGGCUAAGAAUUUCUUCACAAAAUCCAAGCUUCCCAUCCCAGAACUUUCUCACGUAUGGGAGCUGAGCGAUGUAGACUGUGAUGGAGCACUGACGCUGCCAGAAUUCUGUGCUGCAUUUCACCUCAUUGUUGCUAGGAAGAAUGGUUAUCCAUUGCCAGAUAUGCUGCCGGAGACCUUACUGCCUGAUUACCUUCAACCAGCUUCCCUUAAGCCUAAACGUGACUGUGCAUUAUUGGAUUCUUAUUCUGAGUCAUUGCCAGUCAGUCAACAGACCAGGGACUUUAAUCGAACUGAGCUUGAAACUGUCUGUGAAGAUCCAACCAACUCAGAACCGUUGAUUCUCUUUGAUGUGGCGACCUCCAUUGUUGAGCCAACAUCGGUUGAGGAGAUGCCUGAUAAAUCUGCCCUGACACAAGAUGCAAAUAGUGAUGACAAUCAAGCUCUGAAUAUAAGCACUACUGCCAAAACAAUACCAAAGGAUUUUAAACCAUCUCAACACUUGUCUGUCAAAACAGUUGUUCAGGAAUCGAACACACUCAAGGCAAGACCAAGAUCCAGGUCCUAUUCCAGCACAUCUAUUGAAGAGGCAAUGAAAAAGGGGGAAGAGCCCCCUAUGCCCCCACCAAGGCCGCAGAAAUCACAUUCCAGAGCCUCCUCCUUGGACCUAAAUAAAAUCUUCCAGCAAAACACACAAGCUGUGAAGUCAGGUUGGUUACCACCACCACCUGCCCUGCCCCCUAGGCCUUUUGUAUCACAGCAGGGUCCUCACCAUGUCACAAAUACAGAGUCUGUUGCCCAGGCCAAAUCCAGCUAUGUAGAGUUCAGACUAAAGGAACAGACAGAACAAGUAUCUGAGAUUGAAUUACAUCCUCAGAUGAAUAGAGCUCCAUCACAGACAGAAGAAAGCAGCCCAAUGAGAAAGGAGAUUCUGCUUACUCAGCCACCAUCUAAACCAAUCCGGAGGAAAUUCCGUUCCGAAAAUCAGAUGUUGGAAAACCAGGAGCUUACUCCCACUAGCAGUGUGACCUCUUCCGUGCCUGCAGUCAAACCCCAUCUUCCAGCCCAAAAAUUGUCUAGGGAUGUUGUGGAAGCUCCUUCGCUGGAGGUUUUCCAAAGGAGGCUGGCUAGCCAUCUGUCUUGAUGGUUAAACGCAACAAAUCCUGCAUCUUGGCUGGGGAGAAGAUUAAAUGACCCUUGGUCCCUUCUAACCCUAUGAUUCUAUGAUUUUGCACCACGUAAUCUAAGCCAAAACCAGGCCAGCUAAGUCAUCCAGUCAAUUCUUCACAAUACGUAUACAAUCAAGCUGUUGAGGGCCUGAAUCUGUGCUACAUAGGGAUGUGAAAGGUUAACUGGUAAGCAUUAGGUUUACUGUUAACCGACCUUAACCAUUAACCCGCUACUUGCCAGCCAGAGCAACCCCAGCCUGGUGGCCAUGCACCCGCCAGAGGGACUCCAGCCCCGGCUGCCUCAGUUAAACAAUAUAAUUUUAAUUGUUUAACCGAUUAACUUUUUUAAAACAAUAUUUACAUCCCUAGUGCUACAUAACUUGGAAGAUUAAAAUAGAAAAUAGAGCUCCUGAGAUGACCAGAGAAUGCUUGUACAUGUUUUUUGGGGUCCAAGGAAAAUUGCAUCACCUGCUAACAUCCCUAGUCAGCCCUUUCUGAUGCAGAUGUUUGUAUUUUCUCCAAAACAUUUACGUGACCACAUAGAGAUAUCUGUAUGCUUUGAUUUAUUUUAUUUUAUUUUUUAAUUUUAUUAUAAAGAUUGAUUGGGGCAGAAUGUAGAUAAACAGGUAGGCGAAAAGGUGAAAAAUAAUAGCAAAAGGGCCAACCUAUUAAAAGAAACAGGCACAGGUUCUAUUGCAAAGAUCACAGCUGUCCGCUCUGUUCAGAGAAAGAGCUAACUUCGGCUUUUCCCAACUGGUUGCCACUAUGCACUCUCUUUAAAUAUGCAUCUGUCUUAGAUCACGUUGUCAUUAAAGAGCUGCUGACACCUCAAGUACAACUUUAAAAUGUCUAUUUAGAAACAGUUCUUCAUAUCUAACCUAUAUUUAUCAUAUUUCCCUUUCCUUGUUUUUUUUUAUUACUAGCAACAUUUGCAUUUAAACAAAUGUUUUGUUUCUUUAAGAGUCAUGGACAGAUGAAUAAUGUUCAUAAUUGAUCGAUCUGAAGUCCCAUUUCUGUGUGUGACAUCACAAUUAGCUGUGUUGGAAAUAACUGGUAUGAACAUGGAAGAUUAGUACUUCAAGCAUAGAAAAAAGCAUCAGAAGCAACUAAACUCUUGAAAAAACAAAGAUUUUAUUUUCAUGCAGAUGUUCUUAAUAAUAAAUGAUUAAAAGAUACUAAAAAUAAGUAAAAUUGUUUCUAAAUAGAAUGUUCUGUACAUUUUCCAUUCGGCAUCAGUGAGUUUUAACCCCAAUUAAGUGUCUGAAAACAAUAGUAGCAAGGAUAUUGCAGUAAAUACAAGUACUGUACAUUGAAAAUAAAAUAGUUGAAAUGGGCCUAAAAUAGGUUGAUGGUUCAGAUUAAAAAAUGAGACCAUUUUGCUUUUGAAUCACCCAUCUGAUUCAGUCAACACUUAUUCAUUACAUUUUCUUGUAAAUUUUUAUCUUUUUCUUUUGAUUUAGGUUCAGUACACAUGUCCAUAAAGUGGAUGUCUGUUCUCCUGGGCACAAUCACUGUUGAGGCUCUGUUCAUUGCAAUGUUUUGU
This is a messenger RNA of Gopherus flavomarginatus (Mexican gopher tortoise), 3606 nucleotides long. RefSeq names its product RALBP1 associated Eps domain containing 2 (gene REPS2). Gene Ontology annotation, cellular component: plasma membrane; cytoplasm. Bases 377 to 2038 code for a protein of 553 amino acids. Gene Ontology annotation, molecular function: protein binding; calcium ion binding. The record is from RefSeq and is a predicted model, not a curated record. Gene Ontology annotation, biological process: endosomal transport; endocytosis. The transcript is spliced from 19 exons. Lineage: Eukaryota; Metazoa; Chordata; Testudines; Testudinidae.